CAUUAAUCUGAACUGGAACGGACCUUUAAAAGUCUUUCUGUUGUAGAUUCCCAGGACUUGGUUGGCUGUCAUUGUCCUAUAUUUAACUAAAGAUGGAUUUACUUUAUAUUUUGCAGACUAACUUUAUCCCUAUUAUAUUAGGUUUAGUUACAGUUAUUUUGCUUUGGAAGAAUCAAAGGGGACAAAGCCACUCACGUUUGCCACCGGGUCCAGCUCCGAUUCCUCUGUUCGGUAACUUGUUACAAAUGGAUGUGAAAGCCCCAUACAAGUUGUAUAUGAAGCUCAGUAAGAAGUAUGGGUCAGUCUUUACCGUAUGGCUGGGCUCCACACCUGUAGUAGUGGUCUCUGGAUAUCAGGCUAUCAAGGAAGCUUUUGUCAACCAGGGAGAAGAGUUCAGCGGCAGAGCCAACUACCCUGUCAUCAUGACCAUCUCUCAGGGAUAUGGAGUGUUGGUGAGUAGUGGGAAAAGAUGGAAAGAUCUUCGUAGGAUGUCAUUGAUGACCCUGAAAAACUUUGGGAUGGGGCGCAGGACAAUUGAACAGCGGAUCCAAGAAGAGACUAAGUUUCUGAUUGAAGCCAUUCAUGAAUAUGGAGAUUCAGUUGUCAAUCCCAAGAAAAUGAUUUGCAAUUCUAUUGGCAAUGUGAUCAGUUCCAUAGUGUUUGGACACCGGUUUGAAUAUAACGAUCCAAUGUUUCAACUCAUACAAAAGGCUGUUAAUGACUACUUCAAUGUUCUCAGCAGUCCUAUAGGAGCGAUGUUUAACAUGUUCCCUCGAAUUGUUUGGUGGUUUCCAGGCAAACAUCAUAGAAUGUUUGCCAUCAUAAACCAGGCCAAAGAUUACAUGCGGGCGCAGGCAGAACUUCGUCUUAAGAACCUGGACACCUCUGACCCUCAGGACUUACUCGAAGCGUUCUUAAUUAAAAUGCUUGAGGAGAAAGAUGAUCCCAACACUGAGUUCUGCUAUGACAACAUGGUGAUGACUGCAUGGAACCUGUUUAGUGCUGGAACAGAAACAACAUCUUCCACCUUAAGACAGUCCUUUCUGAUGAUGAUGAAGUACCCUUCUAUUCAAGGGAAAGUUCAGAAGGAGAUAGACGAUGUGAUUGGCUCAAGAGUUCCAACAGUUGACGACAGAGUUAAAAUGCCCUACACGGAUGCAGUCCUCCAUGAGGUCCAGAGAUUCAUGGACCUUGCCCCCACCUCUGUACCCCACAAAGUAAUCAGAGAUACAGAGUUUCACAACUACCUCAUCCCAGAGGGUACCAUGGUCUUGCCUCUGUUCUCCUCUGUUCUGUCUGAUCCUGAACUGUUUAAGAACCCAGAUGAGUUUGACCCAGAGAACUUCCUGGAUGAAAAUGGAUGCUUUAAGAAAAAUGAUGGAUUCCUUCCGUUUGGAUUGGGUAAGAUUACUGGAAGAGGGUGUGUCUGGGAGAGGCUCUGGCCAGAAUGGAGCUGUUUCUCUUCUUCACCUCCCUGCUGCAGCGCUUCACCUUCAGUGGGACCCAACCCCCAGAGGAGAUCAAUGUUGACCCAGAGUGUGCCAGUUUUGGUCGCAUUCCACAGUCCUAUGAAUGCUACAUCAAAGUCAGGACCGUGGAGUGACCACUUUCCUGUCCGGAGCAGUAACUGGCUGGAUAUUACCAAUCUUAUGUUUGGCACCUUGUUUUUGUAAACAAGGGCAGAGGUCGGUUAGCGACUCGUAGUUACAAUACCUUACUAAAAUCUUUAAGAUGAAUCUCUUUUUGGGUUUAUAAUUUAAGGGUAAUGGGUCCACAAUUAUGUCUUUUAAAGUUGUUUUUGUUGUAAGAUUCAUGAAUUGCCUUCAGGGUGGUUGUUUUCCAUAUCUCAAUACACAAUAUACUGUCGGUUAAGCUGCCUUUGAACUGAACUAGAUUUUGAUCUGCUGUAACACAAGAGUUUGAUAAAAUAUUUUCUACUAAAUCAAUACUUGGGCAGGUCAACAGCCAAAACAGAUCAAUAUUUUGUGUGCCCUUUAAUUUCAGAUUCUACUCUGUAAAUCAUCAACAGUGAUUUUUAUCCAAUGACAACUCUUUUAGAGGAAUGACAGUCGCUGACGGCUAAUUCCCUAACAAUGUGAUAUGAACAAAUGUGUAAAGUAUGUAUCACCAAACAUUUGAUUAAACUAUUGAUUAAUUUGCUUUGCAAUAAAAAAUCUGUUUAGAAAAACAUG
Molecule: messenger RNA, 2192 nt
Organism: Esox lucius (northern pike)
Lineage: Eukaryota; Metazoa; Chordata; Actinopteri; Esociformes; Esocidae
Product: cytochrome P450 2M1
Exons: 9
Coding region: 93-1673 (526 amino acids)
Biological process (GO): xenobiotic metabolic process
Cellular component (GO): intracellular membrane-bounded organelle; cytoplasm
Molecular function (GO): oxidoreductase activity, acting on paired donors, with incorporation or reduction of molecular oxygen, reduced flavin or flavoprotein as one donor, and incorporation of one atom of oxygen; iron ion binding; heme binding
Source: RefSeq, a predicted model, not a curated record